Molecule: messenger RNA, 2490 nt
Organism: Saccostrea echinata
Lineage: Eukaryota; Metazoa; Mollusca; Bivalvia; Ostreida; Ostreidae
Product: toll-like receptor 4
Exons: 1
Coding region: 1-2490 (829 amino acids)
Biological process (GO): toll-like receptor signaling pathway; immune response
Cellular component (GO): membrane
Molecular function (GO): protein binding; transmembrane signaling receptor activity
Source: RefSeq, a predicted model, not a curated record
AUGUGGUUCAAAGCAACUCUAUCACUCUGUGUUUUCUUGGGAUUUUUAAGGCAGAUACUACAGUUAAGCUGCUCUUCGGAGCCAAAAUGUAGGUGUUCUUACGACAGAAGGAUAUUGAGGGCAGAAUGUAGCUCGCUAAACCUGACUCAAUCUCCAAAAUUCCAACAUAAUGUGAGAUACAUUUAUCUUAACAACAAUGCUCUCACAGAAAUCCCCACUGAUAUGCCGCAAGAGAUCCUGCGGCUAGAUAUAAGCGAAAACAAUAUCCAAAAUCCCAAAAAGGCAGUCCUUUCAAGAUACAAACAUUUGCGAUGGUUGAAUGUUGACUGUCUCUGGCAAAAUUAUACAAUAUGGCCAUCGCGCUUUUUUGAAAACCUUACAAAACUCGAUACUCUGCUUAUGGGGUAUAAUUGUACAGAGAUAUCGCAGAUGAAUUACUCCAAAGAAUGCUUUUACGGACUUUCGUCAUUAAGGCAUAUCGAAUUAAACGGAUUAGGGAAGCAUAAUUUUGAGGACGCAUUUGAAGCAAAUAAUUCAAUUCAAAUUAUUGUAUUACAGAGAUUUGGUAGAUCUGGAUAUUGUUUUAUUAAUGUCAUCCAGAUUGACACAUUCAAAAUUUUUCAGCAGUUAAAAAAUCUAACAUUAUUUGACUGUCAUAUCAAAUUCAUUGAGAAAGGAGCCUUUGCACACAUGAAUGAUCUCGUGUACUUGAACAUUUCACAAAACCCAAGCCUUUCUUUAUCAGUAUUACCAAAUAUUACCUAUGAUCUGCAAUAUACAAAAAUUCAGACGCUCAUCGCAAAUAAUCUUAACUGUAGAGAUGGACUUUCUCAGUUAUUAAAAAUAGAACAUAUAGAAUAUCUAAGAAAUACUUCUCUGAAAGAGUUGCACUUAGCAGACAACAGAAUAGGUAUCAUUGAGCAUCUGCUUUUUAAAUACCUUCCGAAAUCAUUGAAGUACAUAGAUAUUAGUGAAAACCCACUGAUUGGUGGAUAUUAUUUAUUGGAGGGCGGUUUUCUCUCAAAACUAGAAAGGUUACAUUGUGACAAAACCAAAAGAGCCACGAUCUUUGAUAUAAACUGUAAUUACAAUUCAAACAGUUGUGACAACAAAAAGGGGGAGACUAUUGUGAAUGGAGCAAUAAAUAAGAAAUGGAAGACCUAUCAAUUACCCCCCAUGCUGAAAUAUCUAAGCAUUGCUAAUAGGAAAAUAAAUUUUCCUUUGAUAGAUACCUCGGAAAUCGGAUCGAACAACUCAUUAACACAUCUGUAUAUCCAGGGAAAUCUGAUAUAUGAUGUACAAAAUUUUAGUGGACUUUGGCGUCUAGAAUACCUUGAUUUCUCGAACAACUUCUGCUUCAACAUUACUAAACAGUUUUUUCAUGGAAUGACAAAACUGGUAUUUUUGAAUUUAUCAAGAAAUCUUUUAGGAAAAGAAUUACAGCGUCAGUCUGCUGAACAUGUAUUUGAUCUUCUCCGUGGUUUGAAGGUACUGGAUCUGUCCUAUAACUGGAUAACUCUCAUACAUAAAGAUAUGUUUGUGUUUACAUCAAAUAUUGAGCAACUCUACUUAAGCAAUAAUGAACUUGAAAGUGUCACCUUUGAUUUGUCAGCUGCCUUAAAAUUACGAAGAAUAGAUUUGUCUUUCAAUAAAAUUAUAAUGUUGGAUUCAACAUCAAUGAGGUUUUUAGAUGCUCCGAGAACAAAACUCUCUAUCCAGAUGUCAAAUAACCCAUUACAAUGUACAUGCCAAAGCAUGAGAUUCCUAAAAUGGAUGAAAGCAUCAUUACAUAAAAAUUUCGUUAAUGGAGAGAAUUACACUUGCAUAUUCACAGAUGAAAAUAAGAUCGAGCUGCGCCAUUUAGACCAGAUUAUCACUUCAUUAAAGCGGGAAUGUAUUUCAUUUACAACAACAAUAGUGACUGUGACCAUUAUUUUACUGGUCACAAUUAUUCUUAUAUCCUUUGCAAUAAUGUAUAGGUAUAGAUGGAAAUUGCGUUAUUUGUAUUACGCUGGUAAGAGAAGUUAUAAAGGAUAUUCAAGGAUCUUAAAUUCAGAUAGAGAGUAUCAAUUUGAUGCUUUCAUUUCCUAUGCUGACAUUGAAAGGGCAGAGUUUAUACCAAACCUGUUGAAACUAGAAAGAGAAAAUAAUUUCAAAUUUUGUAUACACAUUCGCGACUUUAUAAUUGGUGUUAAUAUAGCAGAAAACAUAACCAAUGCUAUUCACAAUAGCAAGCGUACUGUCUGUUUUCUGAGUAAAGCUUUUCUCGAAUCUGAAUUUUGCAUAUACGAGGCUCAAAUGGCACGAAUGGAAAGUAUCUAUAGAGAUGGGGAAACAACUUUAUUUGCUGUUCUUGUGGACAGAGAUCUUGGAGCUGUCUUGCCGCAAUUUCUGAAGGAUGUUAUGAGAGAACAAACAUAUCUGGAAUAUGAUAAAAAUAUUCCAGAGGAGUUCUGGAAUGCUAUGACUCAAGCAUUAAGAGAAAUGUAA